AUGAGCAUCAGCACCGAUCAGGAGACGGCGCCCAUAGCGUCGCCGCGUAACGGCAGCGCAGCGAAUGUGUUUCGCAGCUUUGGCUCCCUUUUUGGAGCGGGAGGAGGAGCGGACAAUGGACGUCCCAUAACGCCGCAGUCUAGCGAUGGAUAUGUGGAGUUUGGCAUGCAGGAUCCUGAACGCAAUGGACGCACCUUGGGCACCUUUGCUGGCGUCUUCAGUCCCGUUGCUUUAUCCAUGUUCAGCGCCUUGGUUUUCAUUCGUGUCGGUUAUAUUGUGGGCAAUGCGGGCUUAUAUAUAACGUUGCUGCAGUUCCUCAUCGCUUAUGCAAUUCUGCUAUUUACGGUCGCCUCUGUUUGCGCCAUUUCCACCAACGGCGCUGUGGAAGGCGGGGGCGUCUACUUUAUGAUAAGUCGCACUCUGGGAUUGGAAUUUGGUGGCUCCAUUGGCACACUCUUCUUCUUUGCGAAUGUUGUGGGCUGUGCCAUGGCCAUUUCCGGCUGCACUGAGGGCAUCCUAAAUAACUUUGGAGAGAACGGCUAUUUCGUAAAAGGCAGCAAUUUGUCUCUUCCCGAUGGCGACUGGUAUCGUUUCCUAUACAGCAGCCUCAUCAAUACGAGCAUGUUGCUGGUCUGCCUUGUGGGAGCCGCUCUCUUUGCCAAGACAUCAGUGCUUAUUUUGGGAACUGUGACCGUUUGCCUAUUCGCAACCUAUAUCAGUUUUCUGGCCGUUGGCGCCACCAAUGACACAAUUCCCGUGCCCUCAAAAAACGAGUUGUUGCCGAAUGACACGAAAUUUUUACCGUAUACGGGACUCAGUUCCAAAACAUUGAGUGAUAAUUUAGGAUCGAAUUAUACCCGCGAUUAUACAUCGGGUGGCAGCGAUGUGGACUUUGCGACAACUUUUGGUGUGCUCUUCUCGGGCGUUACGGGAAUUAUGGCUGGUGCGAAUAUGUCUGGGGAAUUAAAGAAUCCCUCGAAGAGCAUUCCAUGGGGCACAUUGUCCGCCGUGUGUUUCACAUUUGUCUCGUACAUCAUACUCUCCUUCCUGAUGAGCUGCACCACACCAAGUGUGACAAUGCAGAAUAAUUAUCUGUUCCUGAUGCCCGUCAAUCUUUGGCCACCAUUUACCGCCGUUGGCAUCAUGACUGCUACCUUUUCCACGGCUCUCAGCAAUCUCAUUGGCUCCAGUCGCAUUCUGGAGGCCCUCAGCAAGGAUCAGGUCUUUGGACCGCUGUUGAACUUUGUGCUUCGUGGCACUUGGAAAGGAAAUCCAAUUUGUGCUGUAUUUGUCAGUUGGGUUUUGGUUGAAUGUGUGCUAUUGAUUGGAUCAUUCAAUAUCAUCGCCCAAAUCAACUCGGUGCUGUUUAUGCUUUCCUAUUUGGCCACAAAUCUGGCUUGUCUGGGCAUUGAGCUGACAGGUGCUCCCAAUUUCCGACCGCUCUUCAAAUACUUCAGCUGGCACACGUGUCUAGUUGGUCUUCUUGGCACGCUGAUCAUGAUGUUUGUCAUCAAUCCAAUUUAUGCCUCCUCUUGCAUUAUACUCUGCCUGAUCUUGGUCAUCGCGCUGCAUCUCUUUUCACCAGCCACCCAGGCGGCACAAUGGGGUUCCAUUUCACAGGCGCUGAUGUUCCAUCAGGUUCGCAAAUAUUUACUCAUGCUGGAUCCACGCAAGGACCAUGUCAAAUUCUGGCGUCCACAAAUUCUGCUUUUGGUUUCCUCGCCACGUUCCUGCUGUCCUCUUGUGGACUUUGUCAAUGAUCUCAAGAAGAGUGGUCUCUAUAUCAUUGGUCAUGUCAAGUUGGGUGACUUCAAGGGCGUCGAGGACUCCGUUGAAAAUCAGCAGUGGUGGGCAUUCCUGGAUCAUAUGCGCGUAAAAGCUUUCACAGAGGUCACAAUCAGUCGCAGCAUACGCGAAGGUGUGCAGCAUUUGAUACGCCUUUCUGGCAUUGGCGCCAUGAAACCAAACACAAUUAUACUGGGAUUCUAUGACAACGAAGCGCCUAAGGAUUUCUUUCAAAAUGGUUCCUCUCCAUAUAAAACUGAUGACUUUAAUGAGGGUGAUAUACAAAACUUUCCCAUACGUCGUGAUGGUCAACCCAAGCAUUUUGAGGUGCAGGAAUAUGUGGAAAUCCUGUGUGAUACACUGCGCAUGAAGAAGAAUUUGUGUCUGUGCCGCAACUUCCAGCGUCUGGACAAGAACUUUAUUGCCGUAAGCAAACAUGUAAAAUACAUAGAUGUUUGGCCCAUCAACGUGUUUAAUCCCACAAGUGGCGAUCCUUUUGACGUGGUAUCUCUCUUCAUGAUGCAAUUGGCAGUUAUAAUGUUGGCCAAGUGGAAGCAUUUGCGUGUGCGCAUCUUUCUAUGCGAGACAAACGAAGAACGCACCAUAGGCACCUUUGAAACACAAGCUCCACAAAUGGAUGUUUUCCCUAAAAUGAAGCUGGAGCAGUCUCUUAAGGAGCUGCGCAUUACUGCAGACAUUAUAGAGAUACAGGAAUGGAGUAGAGAUACGGAAUUUACGCGACAUGCACGCAUUCUUAAACAAUUUACGGGUCAAGCGGAUGAAGCCUUGCUGGAUGAUGGCGAUGAGAUCGCCGAGGAUAAGUUCAAUCGUUCGCUGUUGUACAUGCAGCGUGUAAAUCAAAUAAUACGCGAUCGUUCCGAUCAGACUGCUUUAUCAUUUAUAUAUUUGGCUGCGCCGCCAAUCACAACUCUACCGGAUUUCAAUGAUCGCAGCGCCAGCUACGUAGAGUUGCUUUCCGAGCUGACAGCUGAGCUCCCCCCAACGAUUCUGGUGCAUGGCGUCAGCACAGUGACCUCGACAACGCUUUAAGCGUAAUGAGAUUGCAACGGGCGACAGUGAUAGCAAAUGUAAUACAUACACACACAUGUUCAACUGAGGGUUAAGAAAUUACCCCAUGAAACCAAAUUUAACUAGAUGUCUCUCCCACUGUUUAAUCACUAUUUGUAUGAGUAUAUCAUUUAUAAUACGUACUUUGUGUUUUGUGUGUGUAUAAGCUACAAGCUGUAGAAAUUUUUAUCAUCAUUUUAUACUGUUAAAAACAUUAUAACAACAAUCACGACUACGACUCUCUCUCUCUCUCUCUCUAAUAUCAUCAAUAAUUUGUACCAAUUAUCAUAUCAACGUUAAUUAACAACUAAUUUAAUAUUUAACACCAGGCGGCCCAUUUAAGUAUGAAUAUAAGAGUAAACAAUAUAAAUACAUAUAUUUAUCAUUUUGUGCUCACAUCAAUAUUUGAGUAAUUGUGAUCUGCGAGCAAACAAGUAUUAGAUAAAUCAGUUGAUAGCAACAUUCAUUUAGUUUUUAAAACCCACAGUUUAAUGUUUUAAAUAAUAUUAUGAUAAAUAUUGUUUAAUUUACUGUGAAUACGAUUAUUUAUACUAAUACAAGUUCUUUCCAAUAAUAAUAUCAUAAAUGAACAAUUGAGAUAUGCCUUAAUGUA
Molecule: messenger RNA, 3466 nt
Organism: Drosophila innubila
Lineage: Eukaryota; Metazoa; Arthropoda; Insecta; Diptera; Drosophilidae
Product: solute carrier family 12 member 9
Exons: 8
Coding region: 1-2835 (944 amino acids)
Biological process (GO): chloride transmembrane transport; cell volume homeostasis; chloride ion homeostasis
Cellular component (GO): membrane
Molecular function (GO): potassium:chloride symporter activity
Source: RefSeq, a predicted model, not a curated record